Messenger RNA from Colletotrichum lupini, 504 nucleotides. RefSeq lists its product as uncharacterized. The record is from RefSeq and is a predicted model, not a curated record. The transcript is spliced from 3 exons. Lineage: Eukaryota; Fungi; Ascomycota; Sordariomycetes; Glomerellales; Glomerellaceae. Bases 1 to 504 code for a protein of 167 amino acids.
AUGACAUCAAGCAUUGGUAAUUGGCAGGAGUAUAUCCAGAAAUGUUUCGACAACCUGAACCCUAACGGAUAUCUUGAGCUCAAUGAGGUCGACCUGUACUGCAAGUCAGAUGAUGGUACACUUGCCGACGAUGCCGCCCUAAAUAGGUUCUCGAAGCUGUGGGGCGAAGCGGCUGUCAUGUUUGGGCAUGCAUUCCAGGACAACACGACUCUGAAAGACCUCAUGGCCGACGCCGGGUUUGUAGACAUUAACGUGAAGGUAUUCAAGUGGCCUUCCAACCCGUGGCCUCGGGACAGGAAACACAAAGAGCUUGGGUAUUGGAACCUCGAUAACUCUGUUGCUGGGCUCGAAGGUUUCAUGCUAGGUGCGUUAACGAGAGCCCAUAACUGGACCAAAGAAGAGGUUACAGUCUUUGCAAUGGAAGUCCGAAACGAGAUGAAGAACCCGCGCAUUCACUCGUACCAGACUUUAAAGCCUACUGCGGAGGAAGUUGCGGCCAAUUAA